AUGAGAUACAAUUAUGCAUUCAUUCAUUUCUUACUAUUACAACUACUUUCGUAUUCCAAUGCGAUAGCUUAUCAUUUAUCAUCAGAUGAUAACUUCAAAUGGUUAUCACCGUUUGAUAAUCGUAGUAAGUUAGCAGCAUUAUGCACUCAAAAUAAUCGACAAUUAGUUAUGCAUCGUUCUGGGAUAACAUUGCUUUAUCGUUUAUUUCAACAUGAUGCGUUAUGUUCACCUGAAAUUGAACGUUACGUACCGUCACGUCAUAUUUCAUUGGUAUGGUUUAUGCAGGCGUUGCAAUACUGUGAAGUGAAUCACGUUUUAAAUUGGAAGAGACCUGAAAUUCAUUAUAAUCGAACAUUUCAAGUAUUAAUUACACGAGCUGCCUUUGCAUUGGUAUGUCAAGAAAUUAAUGAUAUAAAUUUUUAUGGAUUAAUGAAAUAUGCAGAUUUGUUUCGAAUUCUUUUCGAAGAUAACAAUACAGAUCGCAGAAUCAUUUGUCAACAAAUACAGAACACAAAUAACGAUUUAUUUCAACGUUGCCUUGCAGACAAACCAAAUAAUAAGCUAUAUCUUCUGAACAAAAUGUGUUCUGGAAAUUCAACGUUACGAUUAAUUAAAAUGAAUGUGCUUUUUCAACGGUUUGCCAGAAAUUGUCAUACGUUGCAUGAUUUUGUCAUUAAUAUGCUACCAAAAUAUUCAUCAUUUGGUGAAGCACUUUCAAAUGAUAUAUACUUUAUGAAUUUAUUAAGCACUUAUCUCAUAUCAACAAUUAAUCGUGCUAGUCCAUUGCUAGAAAUUGUUUUGAAAACACGCCUUCAUCUUCAACUUUUUAGCAUUACAGCUGUUAAAUUGCAACGUGAACUGGACAAAGCUAACAUGUUAACAUUUAUUAGUUAUUAA
This is a messenger RNA of Brugia pahangi, 897 nucleotides long. The record is from the annotation of a GenBank genome assembly. NCBI's taxonomy places the organism in Eukaryota, Metazoa, Nematoda, Chromadorea, Rhabditida, Onchocercidae.